GGCGUGUGCCGGGGAGCUGCAGGCUGCCACCCUCCCCUGCACCUUCCCCAGCCUGUGCGGGUGGUGGGGAGCGCGAGCUGCUGGGCCAGCCCCAGUGUGUGUGUGUGUGUGUGUGUGAAGCCGGGAGAGAUUUGGGAGGUUUAGGGGCUCGUUGCCAUGGCUCCCGGGAAGCUCCGCCGAAGGAGAUAUUGAUGCCAGUCACGGAGGGAGCCUUCUUCCUUUCAGUGCGUUUCCCUUUUUUUUUGGAUGGGGGGAAGGCGAAGUGAUUAAUUCGGAGCGCUGGGACGGGGGAGCUGCUGUCCACGAACCGCAGCCCCAGCCGGGCGCCUCUCCCUUUCCCCUGCGAACUCCGGGCGCUUCCCAGCGAGGGACGCUAACCUCCCCGCCCGCCCUGAGGUGCAACCAGCAAGCCCAGAUGCAGUAAAGUGGGAAGAAUGAUCCAGAUUUAAAACUGCAGAUUGCGGCAGGAGUUGAUGAAGGAGCUGAAUUCACUGAUAAGUCCUGAGGCCAAUUCAUGCAACUCUUACUCAACCUAAAGACUGACUGAAGUCCUCUUCAGAAGGUUAUUUAAAGAUUUGCAAGUUCACAUCCUUACGUCUGAGUUGAACUGAAGGUGGGAGAAAAAACAUUCUUUCAUUCUGUUUGGACUUCCUGUUUACAGAAGAGAGAUGGAGAUACUAUUAAGCACAAAAAGGAUCAACAUAUGUCUGCUUUUCUUUCUAUUAAAUUUGGCAGCAGGUAUUGAAAUACCAUUAUCAGUUGCACAGGUUCCAACAAUUACAGAGCAAUCCAUGACCCAAGUUGCAUACCCUUUUGAUGAAGACUUUACAAUUAACUGUGAAGCUAAAGGAAAUCCACAACCCAUUUUUAAUUGGACUAAAGAUGAGAAACCAUUCGAUCUACUAUCCGACCCCAGGAUAAUUGCAUCCAAAAAUUCAGGAACAUUUGUGAUCCAAAAUCAGGGGAUCAUAGCUGAUUUUCAAGGGAAAUAUCGUUGUUAUGCUUCAAAUGAACUGGGAACUGCCAUGUCAGAAGAAAUUGAAAUAAUAGUUCCAAGUGUACCAAAAUUCCCAAAAGAAAAGAUUGAGCCAAUUGAGGUAGAGUAUGGUGAUGCUGUGGUUUUGCACUGUAAUCCUCCUAGAGGAAUUCCACCUUUGCAUAUCUAUUGGAUGAAUAUUGAUUUACAACACAUUCCACAAGAUGAAAGGGUCUCCAUGAGCCUUAAGGGAGAUCUGUACUUUGCAAAUGUGGAAGAAAAUGACAGUCGAAGCGAUUAUUGUUGCUUUGCAGCAUUUCCCAGGCUGCGGACAAUCGUUCAGAAAAUGCCAAUGACACUGAUGGUUACACGUAUUAAACAUACUAAUGACUCAAGCUCACCUAAUGCUGCUGUUACUAAGGCUAAUUUCAUCAAGGAAAGAAAACCCAAAAUACUGAUACCACCUGAAUCUUCUGGUAGCAGCUCAUCAGUUACUGUCAUCAAAGGGGGAGUUCUACUGCUUGAAUGCAUUGCUGAAGGGCUCCCAACUCCGCAUCUUAAUUGGAUCAAGGUUGGUAGAGAUUUGCCCAAGGACAGAGCAGUGACAGAAAGUUUUGGAAAGAUUUUGAAGAUAGAACAAGUAUCUGCAGCAGACGAAGGCACUUAUGAGUGCACAGCAAGCAAUUCUGUGGGGAAAGCGAAACAUGAGUUUCAAGUUCACGUGGAAGGCAGGCAACCAGAGAGGAAGAACAGCCUUUCAGAACCUCCUCGGUGGAUAAAGAAACCCACAAGUGACGUUUACAGCAUAGAGUCAACUGCUUUGCUAUUGUGUGAAGCUACUGGCAAGCCUGAGCCAACUAUAAAGUGGAAACGUAAUGGGAUGCCUAUUGAUAAAAGGACCUAUAGGGGCAGAGUCUCUGCCGGGGAGAUCAGCAUUACCAACCUACAACUGCAGGACAGCGCAGUGUAUCAGUGUGAGGCAACUAACAAGCAUGGCACCAUCCUUGCCACUGCCAAUGUGAAUGUUUUAAAUAUUGCUCCAUUAGUGCUAACCUCAGACAGUGAAGAUUAUGCCACAGUUGUUGGUUUCAAUGCUUUCUUGCACUGUCAAGUUUUUGCUUCACCUCCCGCUGUCAUUAUUUGGAUGAGGGAUGACAGCACAAUGCCACUUGAAGGUCUGCGGUACACUGUAUAUGAAAAUGGCACCUUGGAGAUCAGAGAGACAAAGAAAGAAGAUUCUGGGUCGUACACUUGUUGGGUGACAAAUUUGGUUGGAAAAAGUGCAAUCACUGCCAAUCUGGGUAUCAGAGAUGCUACAAAACUUGUUGUUACUCCUGAUAACCCGCAAGUGUUGAAAUCACAUUCAGUUUUAUUGAAAUGUCAGUCUGAAUAUGACUCACACUUGAAGCAAAGUUUUAAAUUAUCCUGGAGGAAAGAUGGAGAUGAGUUGCAAAUCAACAGCACAGAAGAUGGCAGGAUAAUUAUUGAAAUGGAUACAUUGUUCAUAUCAAGUGUGACAUUCGAGGAUCAAGGCGUUUACACCUGUGUGGCUAGUACAUCCCUGGACAGUGUCACAGCUGAAUCUCAAUUAAUUGUCCUUGAUGUUCCUGACCCACCAGAAGAGCUACUUCUCUCAGAAAAACAGAACAGAAGUGUUAGAUUAUCCUGGAAAGCAGGAGGCAGUCACAACAGUCCCAUUUAUGAGUCCAUUGUAGAAUUUGAAGCGAAUCGUUUGGAGCCUGGGAAGUGGCAGGAACUCAUAAGAAUCCCAGGGAACAACACAACCGUUGUUUUAUCAUUGGCUCCUUAUAUAAAUUACCAGUUCCGUGUUCUAUCCAUUAAUGGUGUUGGAAGAAGCAAGGCUAGCACAUCAUCAGCACGCUAUGAAACACCUCCCACUGCUCCAGACAAGAACCCAGAAAACAUCCGAGUCGAAGCUUCUGAACCAAAUGAAAUGGUUAUGAAAUGGGAGCCAUUGAAACCCAUGGAGCAAAAUGGACCAGGACUGGAGUACAAAGUCAGCUGGCGACAGCAGGGAGUAGAGACAGACUGGAACGAGGAAACUGUGAAAAAACAUUCCUUGACAUUGAGGAAUACUCCUACCUUUGUGCCUUAUGAUAUCAAAGUCCAAGCUGUAAACAAUUUUGGAUCUGGUCCUGAACCAAAUGUUACCACUGGAUAUUCAGGAGAGGACAUUCCAGAUGCUGCUCCUUCAAGUGUAAUGGUGGAAGUGAUGAAUAGUACACUAGUUAAAGCGAUCUGGUCCGGCAUUCCAAGAGACCGUGUUCGUGGACACUUAAAAGGAUAUAAGGUCAUUUGGUGGAAAACAAGGAGUUUGCUGGACGGAAAACAACAUCGCCCAGACAAACACUUCCUAACAUUUACAGGAGACAGAAACUAUGGCAUGAUUCCUGGUCUAGAGCCAUUUAGUGAAUUUCACUUAACCGUUUUGGCUUUCAAUGCAAAAGGAGCUGGACCUGAAAGCUCUCCAACCAUAUUCCAAACUCCAGAAGGAGUCCCCGAACAGCCACAUUUUCUAAGAAUACUAAACUUUGAUAAGGAUUCUGUCACUUUGUCAUGGGGUCUUCCCAGAAAACCAAAUGGCUUCCUUACUGGCUACAUUUUGCAAUAUCAGAUAAUAAAUGAGACAGAUGAGAUUGGAGCACUGAAUGACGUCAAUAUUACAAACCCUUCAACUUUCAGCUGGAGGUUUUCAAAUCUGAGCUCCAGCACCAAGUAUAAAUUCUAUGUGAAGGCCUGUACUAUAAAAGGCUGUGGGAAACCAAUCACAGAAGAAGGACUAACAAUAACAGAAGGGAGUAAAGGGAUCGGGAAGAUUUCAGAAGCAGUAAAUCCCACCCAAAAGUUUCACCCCAUUGAGGCACUUGAGUCCGGAACUGAAUAUACAGUUCGUCUAGUGACUAAGAAUUGGGUUGAUAACAAUAGCAUUUUUGAAGAUGUAAUUGAGACGAGGGAGAGAGCUUAUGCUGGCAUUUAUGAGGGAAUUUCCACCCAAGGCUGGUUUAUUGGACUGAUGUGUGCCAUCGCUUUGCUUACCUUAUUGCUGCUAACGAUGUGCUUUGUCAAAAGAAAUAAAGGAGGAAAAUACUCAGUGAAAGAAAAAGAGGAUUUGCAUCCAGAUCCCGAAGCUCAAUCAAUUAAAGAUGAGAUCUUUGGGGAAUAUAGUGACAGCGAUGAGAAGCCACUCAAAGGCAGCCUCCAGUCACUUAACGGGGACAUUAAAGCUACGGAAAGUGCUGAUAGUUUGGUAGAUUAUGGAGAAGGGGACCAAGGGAUGUUUAAUGAAGAUGGUUCAUUUAUUGGCGCUUACGCUGGAUCUAAGGAAAAAGGAUCAGUCGAAAGCACUGGAAGUUCUACAGCAACAUUUCCUCUCCAUGCAUAAAAUAUUAACAUAAAUGAUUAAUUUCAAAUUUCCAUAUUUAUCUUGACUAGUAAUCAACUAUUACCAUAUGUGAUCAGAAGUAGGUUGCAGAAUGAAUCAGUCAGGACCCCAACCUCCAGGUAAUAUGGGAAUUAGUCGCUGCUAUCAAAAGAUGAUUUUUGAGACUUUUCAGUCCUGAUUGUUCAGGUGUUUUCAUUCGUAAAGAACAGGUGAAUAAUAUUCUCACAUUCAAUAUAUACCACUCAGUCUGACCAAAACCAUAGCUUCUCAGUGUUACAUAUGUAUAUAGAUACUUGCUACCCUACAUGUUUCUCUAUAUAACUUUUCUCUUUCUUGUAUGCUUUGUCACUUUGUAUAUACAUUUACAUCCAGUAUUCCCUAAUAUAUAAUGACCUUAGCAUUGUGGAGGUCAGAAGGUAGUGGGGGUGGGAGAAGGGAGAUUACUUUAAAAAUUAACCCCAAGAAAAAAAUAAUUGAAAACACUAUAGAAAUAGAUUCCAUAUAUUAUUUAAUGUUCAUGAAGAAGAAGAAGAAAGUCUGUUUAAGUAAGUCUAGAAUUAGUGGCUAGAGCUGAUUGCAAUUACUUAGAGAAACAGCUUUAUCCAAAAAUAAUUUGAUCACAAACUUGCUCUCAAAAGAAACAGCUUCCGAUCUGGUAUCUAUAUCUUCUCUCCAGUAACUAUCACUCUUUCCUUAAACAAGUUCAGUUACACUAGUUUUCCUUUGGCAGAGGAUAACGAGGCUCAUCCCACAUCUGUUCUAUGUGUCAAUGAAGCAGGAUCAGGUCUUUAGACUACUAAAAAGGCCACCUGAAUCUGCCUCCCAAGAUCCUUGAAAACUGCAUUUCUAAGCAACUGUUUUUUGUCUGCCUUCUGUCUGUAUAUUUGUAUGCUAGCAUACAUUUCAGGAAUGAAUUGUACAUAUUAUUUGCAAUUUUGUGGUAGUGAUGUUGGUCCCAGGAUACUAGAGAGACAUGGUGGAUGAGGUAAUAUCUUUGUUUUGUACCAGUUUCUGUUGGGGAAAGAGACCAACUUUUGAGCUACACAGAGUUCUUCAGAAGAAGACGUUGGUCCAUGAAAGACAUCCACCUUGUCUCUCUUGUACAUAUUACGUUAAUAUUUACAUAACUGAAAACACAGACUGGUUUGUAUUGCUAUGUAGAAAUAGAGGGACAAACUGGGUAUAAAACAGUCAGAUAUUAGCUUUUCCUCUUUCUUUUGGAUAAUACUUAAAAAAUCAUUGUUUCGCUCUCCAAAAAAUAAACCCUGAAUAGUUAGGUAUUUUUAAAAAAAAUAUUUUCACAUCCUGCAUUGUUCCUUUUUAAAAAAAAUGGAUUACAUUAGAGUUUCUUUUCUACAUGGUGUACUGAAUAAGGUUUAAAAUUCCCAAUGGAGCUGUUCCUUUCUCUGCUACUCAUUCCCAUUACAAACUCAGCAAAGCUGCACUGUGCACGUUUGGCCUUUUUAUAUUUGGCCUCCCAAUUAUUUUAAAACAUUUUUGUUUUUUUGUUUUUGCUUUUAUAGUUUGUUAACUUCAGUACAAUGCAAAUGUUCCUUGCAGUUCUAUGUUGUUCUUUUAAAAUGGUUGUAUCUGCAAUUACAAUACACUUUAGCCAUUGUUAUAAGGAGAAAUCUUACUAUAUAAAAGCUAAUUCCUGCAAAAUCUUUUAUACAUGAGUAGUCCUUAGGCAAAUAGAUCCAUUGAUUUCAUUGCAAGUACUUCAGUGGAAAUAAUAGUGUAAGUAAAGACUACUCACAUGAGUAAGGGUUUGCAGGAUCAGACCCAGAAUUACAACUUUAUGAGCUGCAUGAUGCACAUUGUUAAAUAAUUAUAACACUGGUUUUAAUUUUAUACAAUACCUAAGGGACCAGCUCCCAUUCAUGUACUUAAAUGAAGUGGCUUGAGCUUCAAAAGUGCUCAACAACCAUUGAAAACAAUGGUAGCUGUUGGGUGCUGAAUCCUUUUGAAAACCUGGCCCUAAAUCUACCAUCUAUUUGGAAUAAAGGCCAAUGGGACUACUUAUAUGUGGCUUGUAGGAGUAUGAUAUGGUCAUAGGUUAAAAUAGUUAGCACAAUAUCCUGUAUUAUAAUACACAAUAUCCUCAGAUCCCUAAAAUUGGGAGAAUUUG
Chrysemys picta bellii (western painted turtle) is the source of this 6507-nucleotide messenger RNA. RefSeq names its product cell adhesion molecule L1 like (gene CHL1). Gene Ontology annotation, cellular component: plasma membrane; axon. Gene Ontology annotation, biological process: axon guidance; brain development; cell-cell adhesion. Gene Ontology annotation, molecular function: cell-cell adhesion mediator activity. The record is from RefSeq and is a predicted model, not a curated record. Lineage: Eukaryota; Metazoa; Chordata; Testudines; Emydidae.